Ictalurus punctatus (channel catfish) is the source of this 5777-nucleotide messenger RNA. It is a transcript of the gene clgn, whose product is annotated as calmegin. Gene Ontology annotation, molecular function: calcium ion binding. Gene Ontology annotation, cellular component: endoplasmic reticulum membrane; endoplasmic reticulum. The record is from RefSeq and is a predicted model, not a curated record. NCBI's taxonomy places the organism in Eukaryota, Metazoa, Chordata, Actinopteri, Siluriformes, Ictaluridae. The transcript has 15 exons. The coding region runs from base 180 to 2111 and encodes 643 amino acids. Gene Ontology annotation, biological process: protein folding.
AAUUCUGUUUUUUGUCUUGAGGCACUGCGCUAUGAGCUCCAAAGCGCCCUGCUCCAUUUCUUCUGUCAUACACUCCAUUCAUUUCAGCGGGAUUAAUUGAAGCAAAGUCACUUGUUGUAUCGGGUUGUUUUAUCAGGAGAGAGCGGAGACUUUAGGGGAAAAAUAUUCGACAGUUUAAGAUGAAGCUGCAGUGGAGUUGGACGUGUCUCCUACUCUUGUCCAUCGUCGUGGUAACACGGGCCCAGGAAGAUGAGCUUGAGGAUGAUGAAGAGGCACAAGUGGAGGAUGGAGAGCUGGACUCCGAGGCAGACAGCAGUGAAGUGCAAGCUGAUGCUAAAGUCUCUUUCCAGGUCACAUAUAAGACCCCUGUACCCACUGGUGAGGUUUUCUUCUCCGAGACAUUCGACGAUGGAGCUCUUGGCAGAUGGAUCAAGUCCAAAACAAUGAAAGAGGAUGCAGAUGAGGAUAUUGCGAAGUAUGAUGGCAAGUGGGAGGUGGAGGCUCUGAAGGAGAACAAAGUGCCUGGUGACCUGGGUUUGGUCCUAAAGUCCCGCGCCAAGCUUCACGCCAUCGCAGCUCCUCUCAACAAACCGUUCGUCUUCAAGAACAAACCGCUCGUGGUGCAGUAUGAAGUUAAUUUUCAAGACGGGAUUGACUGUGGUGGGGCCUACAUUAAAUUACUGUCUGACUCCCCCAACCUGGACUUGGAGCAGUUUCACGACCGCACACCAUACACGAUCAUGUUCGGGCCAGACAAGUGCGGAGAAGACUACAAACUGCACCUCAUCUUCAGGCAUAAAAACCCUCUGAAUGGAGAUUUUGAGGAGAAGCAUGCCAAGAGGGCUGACACAGACCUCAGAAAGGUGUAUUCUGACAAGAAAACUCACCUCUACACACUGGUUCUGAACCCAGACAAUACGUACGAGAUAUUUAUUGACCAAUCCAGUGUUAGCAAAGGAAACUUGCUGACUGACGUGGUUCCACCGGUAAACCCACCUAAAGAGAUCGAUGAUCCCAACGACUCUAAACCGAGUGACUGGGACGAGAGAGCUAAGAUUCCUGACCCAGAAGCUGUCAAGCCUGAUGACUGGGAUGAGGAUGCCCCUGCAACAGUGCCUGACCCUGAUGCAGUGAAACCUGAGGGCUGGCUGGAUGAUGAGCCUGAGUUUGUCCCAGACUCUACAGCUGAGAAACCUGAAGACUGGGAUGAGGAGAUGGAUGGUGAGUGGGAGGCUCCUCAGGUACCUAACCCUUCAUGUCAAACUGCUCCUGGCUGUGGUGAGUGGAAACCUCCCACAAUCAAUAACCCCAAGUACAAGGGUAAAUGGAAGGCUCCGCUCAUAGACAACCCCAACUACCAGGGUGUGUGGAGUGCACGUAAGAUCCCAAAUCCGGACUACUUUGAAGAUCUGGAGCCGUUUAAGAUGACCCCAUUCCGGGCUGUGGGACUGGAGCUGUGGUCCAUGACAUCUGACAUCUACUUUGAUAACUUCAUCAUCAGUGCUGAUAAAGAGGUGGUAGACCGUUGGGCCGCAGAUAGCUGGGGGCUCAAAAAACUGGUGGCUAGUGCGAAUGAGCCGGGGGUGUUUAGUCAGCUGAUGUUGGCGGCAGAGGAGAGGCCGUGGCUGUGGAUAGUCUAUAUUCUGACUGUUGGACUGCCUAUUGGCCUGGCUGUUCUUUUCUGCUGGCCUAAGAAGUCUGAGGAUGAUUACGCCUAUAAGAAAAUCGAUCCACCCAAAAGGGAAGAGGUAGAUGAAGAAGAAGAAGAAGAGGAGGAGGAGGAGGAGGGGGAGGGAGAAGAGGAAGAGCAGGAGAAAGAAAAGCAAGAGGAUACAGUUGAAGCAGAGGAAGCGGCUGAACCAACUGCAGAAGAUGCAGGCAGAACUGAGGAAGAGGAAGGAGAAGAAGCUGAAGGAGAAGCUCCAGAGGAGGAGGAGGAUGUGGUGGAGGUUGAGGAGGAGGAGGAGGAGGUUGAGGAGGAAGAAGAGGAAACUAGUAAAUCAAACGACAUGCCUUCAGAUGAUGAGAUGAAGGACGCUGAUGAGGGGAUCGACGGCACUGGAGAGGGACAGAAACAGGCUGUGAGAAAAAGAAGAGUACGGAAGGACUGAAGCACCUGUUUCUUAUACUUUCUCCCUGUUCCCUUUUCUCUUUCUCCUUCUCCUUUCCUCGCCCGCUCUGCCUCUCUAAGUGCUGCAUGCCCCUGGCUUUAUGACGACCGCAGGCUCCCCCACCCCCUCCACUGGAGCUCUUCCUUCUUUUUCCCGUUAUCUUAGUCUUCCUCUCCACCAGUAGUUUAUAUAUGGGUUACUUUUUUCAGUUUAGCCGUACCAAUGAAAACUCUGCUGUAUUUCCUCAUGAGAGGAUUGAACAAGUAGCACUGAGACCAGAUUUUACAACUGACUGUGCACAUACUGACAUGAAGGAUAAGAAAAAGAAAAAAAAAGAUGCGUAACAGAAGGAACUCCAGAAAGCCGACAUUACGACACGUUUGCGCCGAUUUCAAAAAGUGUUCUUUAACUUAUUUAAAAGGAGUUCUCGCCGGUUUUGUGUGUUUUAAGUUAUUACGUUUUUAGCUUUAUUGUUUGAAAGAAAUCGCACUGAAUAUGAUAUUUAUUAUUUGUAUGUCGUCUAGAAAAAGAUGAGUUUGAUGCCGGAGCUGUUUAAAAAAAAAUCUUGCUUUCUGCAGUAAUCACUCUUAGUUUAUAGUGAGGGAGAUUUUGACUUGUACAGUCUGAAUCUGUUUUCACACAGCAUCUGACAAGGCUUUGUGGCUUGGCAAACUUAAAGACGCGAUAUUUUAAACAUGGCCAAUGUAGUAUGUAAUCAUUCUCUUCAAAUGUUCAUUUAGAAGGCUCAUUAUUAUUAUUAUUAUUAUUAUUAUUAUUAUUAUUAUUCUACACAAAUCCAAUGAGGUUCAGAAGAAAAAGCAAGCAAAGCUAAUGUGAGCAACUAAAAUCUAAUUUCAAAUCCCAGCGUUAAUCACGUGGAUCAAAAGAAUCCAGUUGUAAUCAGCUUGACCGAUUAAUACAAUAGUUUGGCCAAAAAUGAAACGUACACAAUUUUCCCUUUAGCCUAACAGCAGCAUUGCAGUUUUUAGACUUUGUGUGUGUAUAACAAUAUAUCAAAUCAACCACUAGCACACAAAUGACGUGUUUUCCUAUGGGAAGUGGCAGAAUGCAGCUACUGUUAAAACAUGCUUCAUUUUUGGAUUUUUUUUCCAUAGUUAACCUUUUCAAAAUGAGCAAAACAAACAGGGAGGACAAGGUGCUGGAAAAUUAGCCUUGUUAGAUGAAUGGGCAUAAAUCCUGAAUGAUGAUGAUGAUGAUGAUGAUGAUGAAUCUAAUCUACAUAAGCAGCUAGGCUGGCUAGGGAGCCAAUACGAGCUAGAACUGGUAAGAGUGCUGUUUUGCUGUGUGUGCGCUUCACAAAGCGGCUUCUCUUUUCUGUUCAUAUUAGCACAAAAAGCAGUUUCUAUAUAAGGGGGGGAAAAAAACACCAAGUUUGAAAGAACCCUUUAAGGUAACACAUCUCUGCUGAUGGCUCACAUUUGGGAGAAGGGGAAUAUAGUGACACUUCAUUUUUGUAACUAUUUAUUUGAGAGAAUUUGUGAUUAUAGCCAUCGGCACACGGAACGAUUCACUGUGAGCUCUCAUCUCCGACACGGGAUACUUUCAGUUUUUACGGGAAUGUUACUAACGUCUCGUUUUUCUGGUUUCUGUCAUGCAAGAAAUGCUUUUAAGUUACAUUUGUUUGUGAUCUGAGCACUGCAGUUGGAAAUAAACAUUUAAUACAAAAUGGUGUGCAGAAAAUAAGACUCCAUGUAAGCAAAAGCAAAAACAGUUUAUUAACACAAGUUUGUAAUAGUACGAUUUACACGCAAGGCUUUAUCUACAUUGGAUGUGUGCAGGCUCAAGUUAAUACCUGAAGAAAUGUUCAUAUACAGUAUUAAAGUACAUUAAAAAUAAUAAAUAGUGUAAUACAUGACCAGUUCUUUGUAACAAUGAAGCUCUAUCAUGUUUCUUAUGACUCGAGUUCUGUAUGUCACACUAUAAGAUCUGUAACAUCUUUAUUUCUACAGUAAUUAAUGUCCAGAAAAUGUUAUUACUUUAACCUAAUCAGAUCUACCUUACUCGGAUGCCCUGCAGCUCUAAAAUCUGUUUAUUUGGUGAGACCGCGCUGCAUCAAUUACCAAAAACGGCUAGCAGACGUAUCUAAAGUCAUUGUGUUGUUAUUUCCCGGCUCUGCUUUGUCUACGUGGUUUGCAGAAAUCAAAUGCGCCCGUCGAUCCAGAGUACUCUCUGGGAUCGAUAUCACUCAACACGGCCGCCGUUUCCGUUUUUACCGCUUAAAUGCCAGACGGUCCAUUUAUUAGUGCCGUCUCGCAUCCUCAUCUCCGCUGUCUUUUCACGUAUCCCAGCUCAAGCGAGUCGUCCUUUCUACACAUCGCUGUACUGUUGUCUUGCCACCUCUCGCUAUAGUUGUAUUUAUUCUGUUGUAUUUAUUCUAUAGAUGCUGUUAACCAAAGUGAAUAAGAUGAGCACAGAGCAGUUAAGGAUUAACGGCCCUGACGUAGCAAGUGUCUGACUCCUGUCGCUGUCUGUUAUCUGGGAAACAACGACAACAGCCAAUGUAUUUUCUUCUCCUCGGUGCGAGGAAAUGUUUCUCUGUACCAGUUAGUAGCAACAGUCUAUAUUUGUAAGUUAAAAAUGAAACUGGAAGACAGUAUUGCGGAAAAAUCGAUUUUGGAACGUGGCUGUUGGGAUUUUUUUUUUUCUUGCGCGUUCCCGAUGUCAUGCGAGAAGGCCUGGCACACAGUCACUACCCCAGUUCAUCCCGGCCCCCUUUAGUUCCAGUGAGAGGUAAUCUUAAUACUAAAGCAUACAAAGACUUUCUAUACCAUUACGUGCUUCUAAUUUUGUGGAACAGUUUGGAGAAGGCCCACAUAUGGGUGUUAUGGUCAGGUGUCCACAUACAUUUGACCAUAUAGUGUAUGUUUUGUAAUCAUUUUUUGGAAAUCUAAUAAUCUUUUGGAGAUAAGGGAUGAAUUAUGUCAGUUCAUGGUUGUUCUCAUGGACCAGGGUUUUGCAGAAGGCCCUCUUGUAGUGUGGAAAUUGUAUUUGGCUUGGCUACAAAGUAGUCGACAUCCUGAUUGCACAGGCCUGUCUUAUGUCUAACGUGCACGCGUGCCAGGGGCACCGGGGGCUCGGUGGUUAAAGCUCACGGCUACUGAUCAGAACCAACCAACCAACCAACGAACUAAUCAGAACCGAGCGGCGAACCAACAAAAUGCCUCUAUUGGGUGCUUGUGCAAGGCUCUUAAACACUCUCGGCUCCAGGAGCUGAAUCAUGGCUGGCUGACCCAAGCUAGGAUAAAAGAAUGCAACUGUACUGUAUUUGUAUACGCGACAAUAAAGACUUGAGUACAGACUCUGAAUAUUUAUUACCAGCGCUGUAAUUACUGUAGCAGAGCCUCUGCCUCUAUGGACUUUUUUUUAACCAACUCCACCUCUAACUGUUAAUGCAAAAUAAACCCAAUACAGCAGAAAUGUUUUGUCCAUGAUAGUUCUUCAUCGUUGCCAUUUGUUCACUAAUAAUCAUCAAUAUCGGCUUCUUAAAUCAUGCAUGUCUCUUUGGAAGAAUAAAUAAUGGCACCUCAUGCACGUUCAGGUUGAGCUUCCUGUGCUAAAGAGUACACGGCACUUCUCUUCUGUGCUUUCAUUUUUAACAUAUCAUAAUAGAGUGACAAAGUAAACUGCAUUAUUUGAUCAAAUAGG